CAAAAUAUCCCCAAGGAUUUAGACAAACUACAAAAAGUACCUCCUGUUUCUGGUAAAACCCUCUUCUCUGCACCAUAAACCCCUCCAUGAUGAAUACAGGAUCCCGGAAGGCCCGAACCCAUUCUGAAACGAUACAGCUGCAUUUGCAGUGGGAAUAGCACUUCCACUCUCAGCUUGCAGAUGUAUUACGUGUUUAGUUUCUGGCAGAGCAGCCACUGAUUCCAAUGCUUCUCUUGAAUAAAAUCACUAUCUUUGGACUAAUAGUUUCCCCACACCACAUAGCUGUUGUUGUCGACUGCUGGAAACUUGAAGCUUCUGUUUAUGUCAAAACCAUAAGGAAUUUAAUCAGCAAUGGUGACACAGUCACACAUACUCCGAAGUUAAUGGCGAGAAGUUAACUGCUGACAUGAAUCGGUUUAUAUCUAAUCCAGUCUUCUUCAGUUCACUACUUAAAAGGGUCAUCUUCUCCUCGCCCCAUUUCCUCUCCACAUCUGCUACAGCCACGGAAACUUUCAAACAACCUUGGGAUGCAGAGGAGUUGUCAAAAGAAGCUGUCUCGAACUUUGAGGACAUUGAAGACUUUUCUGAGGAAUCUUUUGGAAUUAUUCAAGACAAAGACUUUCUCAGGAAGACAACCAAUGGUGGUCUCUAUGUGUUGGACCUCAUUGAUACUGGGGCAAUCAAACCAAAUGCUUCCCUCUAUAAUAAGCUCCUUAAACGCUGUACUCAAUUUGGGAAGCUUAAGGAAGGCCGACUCAUCCAUGCUCAUUUCCUAAUAUCCCCGUAUCGGAAUUAUAUUACUACACAGAAUGCACUGAUUAACAUGUAUGCAAAAUGUGGGUCACUGGACGAAGCACGUAAAGUGUUUGAUGAAAUGUAUGAAAGGGAUAUGGUUUCUUGGACUGCUGUGAUUACUGGGUUUGCACAGAAUGGUAAGUCUAGUGAGGCUUUGGGGUUAUUUUCGGAGAUGUUCAGGAAUGGAUUUGUUCCAAAUCAAUUCACUUUGGGGAGUGCCUUGAAGGCGUCUGCUGUUGUCGGGAGCUUAGAAGGUAGACAACUUCAUGGCAUCAGCAUUAAGAUUGGCCUUUCUGGUGAUGUAUUUGUUGGAAGUGCGCUUGUUGAUAUGUAUGCCAGGUGUGACCACAUUGGAGAGGCAAAAGUGGUAUUUGACGGAUUGCAACAUAAGAAUGAGGUUUGUUGGAAUGCUUUGAUUGCAGGCCAUGCCAGGAAGAGUGAGGCUGAGGAUGCGGUGAGGUUGUUCGCGGAGAUGCGAAAGGCUAAUUUUGAGCCCACACAUUUCACGUACUCCAGUGUUUUUGCAGCUUGUGCAAAUGUUGGAGCUUUAGAGCAGGGGAAAUGGGUUCAUGGACAUUUGAUAAAGUCUGGUGUGAAGGUUAUUGCUUUUGUUGGUAAUACACUUCUCGCUAUGUAUGGUAAAGCAGGUAGCAUCGCAGAUGCCCGAAAGGUUUUUGAUAGGCUGGUUAAACGUGAUGUGGUUUCAUGGAAUUCCAUGCUUACCGUCUGUGCUCAGCAUGGACUUGGAAGAGAAACUGUGGAACGUUUUGAGCAAAUGCGUCGUUGCGGAAUUCAACCUAAUGAAGUAACCUUUCUUUGUGUCCUAACUGCUUGCAGCCAUUCUGGUCUAAUAAAUGAAGGACUCUACUACUUUGAAUUGAUGAAAAAGCUAAAACUGGAGCCUGAUGUCUCACAUUAUGUGACAAUUGUUGAUUUGUUUGGUCGAGCUGGGAAACUUGGUGAUGCAGAAAAGUUUAUACAGGACAUGCCUAUCAAACCCACUGCAGCAAUCUGGAAGGCAUUGCUUGGGGCUUGCAGAAUGCAUAAGAACAUUGAGUUGGGUGCUUUUGCUGCAGAGUGUGUAUUUGAACUCGAUCCACAUGAUUCUGGGCCCCAUAUAUUGCUUGCUAACAUAUACGCCUCUGCUGGUAGAAAGAAAGAUGCUGCAAAGGUGAGAAAAAUAAUGAAUGACAUCGGGGUGAAAAAGGAGCCUGCUUGUAGUUGGUUGGAGAUUGAGAAUAGUGUCCAUUUGUUCGUGGCAAAUGAUGACGCCCACCCACAGAAGGAUGAGAUUUACAAAAAGUGGGAGGAGAUUGCUGAUAGAAUUAGAGCAAUUGGUUAUGUUCCUGAUACUAGUCAUGUGCUUUGGUUUGUAGAUCAGCAGGAGAGGGAACUGAGGUUGCAGUUGCAUAGUGAAAAGCUUGCUCUAGCAUUUGCACUUCUGAAAACACCUCCUGGGUCCACCAUUCGGAUUAAAAAAAAUAUUAGAGUUUGUGGUGAUUGCCAUACAGCAUUUAAAUUUGUCUCCCAAAUAGUGGGGAGAGAAAUUAUUUUGAGGGACACCAAUCGGUUUCAUCAUUUUCUUGGUGGCUCUUGUUCAUGUGGAGAUUACUGGUAGCGCGAGAAUCAAUGCCUUACAUCUGACCGAUCAUUCAAUUUGAAAGGGUUAGUGAAAAUGUAUGGAUAUUUCCAUUUCUCUUUCAUCAUUGCAGAUUGGCGCUUGUAUUUCUCCUUUGCACUCUUGCCGUAUUGCACGAAAGUCCAGUUUGCUCAUCUUUUGGAUAUGUUCAUGUUUUCUUAGUCUUUUAACUAAUUAUGGUUAUAAUUUAGUUCCAUAUCUCAUCCAAUCAAGUUCGCAUCUGGAUCUGUAGCUUAACAUCAACUUGUUGCUGUCAUGCUGAUACUUUUUCCAGGUCCUAAAGGAAUUUGACAUGAAUGAUGAUGCUGUCGAUAAUGACAACUUGGUUUUCAACAGCAUAACAGGUAAAUUGCAAUUGUUCUCUAUAUUUGGUACAUACUGUUCUUGGAUGAGUACGGAUAAGUUGGCCACACCCAAAUGCUGCAGAGAGUUAUCCCAUCUUUAACAUAGAUGCUGAACAGUAAUGCUACAUUUGGUCGCAUGUGGUUUAAAUAUCAAAAUCUGAACAUAAUUGCCAAGUAAAAUUUUGCUUUUGCAUGAACGAAUUUGCAACUAUAGGAGGAAAAAAAGGAGAACAAUAUGGCCUAAGUUGCUGGAUCACUUUUCUGAAACAUAAGGCCUCAAGAUACAGCUGGUUAUAAUUUAUAUGGUAUAGAUACAGCUGGUUAUAAAGUUGAUAAAAGCAAACUUCUCUCUUUGUUAGUGUUAAAAUGCUUCCCUCGUGUUAUGGAAUCUGUCAAGUGUGCUGAAUUUUUCUCCAUUGAUGCACAACUAAUUCGCUUGCAGCCAAGUGCUGUUUCCCUGACAUUCUGCUGUUCUGAGAUGCUUUUUAAGCUGCUUCGUCAUUUGGCUUCAUAAACACUCCAUAUUAUGAUUGUAGUUUUCAAUUGCACCAAGAACCAAGCGGACAAAGCCUCUGCAAAGGCUUUUACUUGAAUGAGGCUCGUCAUCAGAUGGCGCUGCUAGGUUGUUGAAGUCCACGAUCAGUGCUGAGUUCAAGGCAUGUUUAUGGAAAGCAAACUCAAAAAAUGAACUGAAACUGGGGAUUCUUCAAGCUAGCCAGCCAUCAAGUUCAAGGCAUGUUUAUGGUUACUUCUCACCUACAGGAGGCAUAGAGAGCUGCAGGCAAAGCAGCUUGUAAGAUAGUUUUUGCUGCUGUCCCCGAAAAAAGAUGCACCGGAAUACCAAGAUAAUUUGAGUCCUAUAACCUCAAUGUUUGGACUAGAUUUUUUGUCAUACUGCAUUGUAGAUUGAGUAUAUUGAAUGACGAUACAACUGUAAGUCUGUAAUUAUCAUCAUUAUAUGAUCAGUGACAAACUAAAUGAACUUAAAAAGUUCCAAAAGAAAUAAUUCCUUUCGCAUUAUCAUCAUUAUAUGAUCAUUCCUUUCGCAUGCU
Messenger RNA from Oldenlandia corymbosa var. corymbosa, 3830 nucleotides. The record is from the annotation of a GenBank genome assembly. Lineage: Eukaryota; Viridiplantae; Streptophyta; Magnoliopsida; Gentianales; Rubiaceae.